Molecule: messenger RNA, 1635 nt
Organism: Parascedosporium putredinis
Lineage: Eukaryota; Fungi; Ascomycota; Sordariomycetes; Microascales; Microascaceae
Source: the annotation of a GenBank genome assembly
AUGCCUCCCGCCAAGAAGAACGACGCUCCUCCCCCAGGCGCAGAUGACCCUGCUACUUCCAAGGGCAAGGAGCCCGAGGUCGUGAACGACUCCGAAGGCGAGGAGGACGACGAAGACGAAGACCAGGCUGGCGCGGAAGGCGCGGCUGCCGAGGGCGGCUCCGGUGGCAAGAAGAAGAAGAAGAGGAAGUCUAAGAAGAAGAAGGGCGCUGCCGCUGCCGCUGAGGAAGAGUCUGACAAGGUCGGGCCCGAGGCGGCGCAGAAGCUCGUCUCUAGCCUGACGGAUGCUCAGCUUAAGCAGCUUUGGACCAUGAACCCGGCGCUCAGCAAUGAGAUCACGGCGGGCGGCACCAGAGAACCGACCCGAGAGAACGUGAUGGAGAUGCUUCAGAAGAUGAGCAUACACGACCUCCUGACCGGUAUGCCUUCUGGUCGUGGUAGCGUCAAGGACAUGGGUGCCUUCAAGUUCUGGAAAACUCAGCCUGUGCCCAAGUUCGGCGAGAAGAUCAAGGAGGAAGGCCCCAUGCAGGUUAAGACGGUUGACGACGUCUCUCAGGAGCCCGACCCGUUGCCUGAGGGCUUUGAAUGGGUAACCAUGGACCUCACCUCGGAGGAGGAGUUGAAGGAGGUUCACGACCUUCUUGAGGGUCACUACGUCGAGGACGACACUGCCAUGCUCCGAUUCAAUUACUCUAUACCUAUCCUUCGAUGGGCAAUGUUGGCGCCAGGCUGGAAACCCGACUACCAUAUCGGCGUGCGUGCCUCGCAGUCUAGGAGACUCGUGGCUUUCAUCUCCGCCAUCCCCGUCCGCUGUCGCGUGCGCAAAGCUGUCAUCACUGUGUCUGAGGUUAACUUCCUCGUGGUGCACAAGAAGCUGCGAAACAAGCGACUCGCCCCCGUCAUGAUCAAGGAGGUUACGCGCCGAAGCAACCUGAACGACAUCUGGCAAGGCCUGUACACCGGUGGCAAUAUCCUCCCCACCCCUGUGAGCACCUGUCGGUACUACCACCGCGCUCUCGACUGGCAGAAACUCUACGAAAUCGGCUUCAGUCCUCUGCCUCCUGGCAGCCGGCCCUCGCAGCAGAUCAAGCGCUACCAGCUACCCGAGAAGGGGAAGCUCAAGGGUGUCCCGGUUCGACAUGGCCCCGAAUUUACCAAGGAAGAGUUUAUCCACUGGUUCGUCUCUGCCACUGAGGACCGGGAGGAGAGGGUGGUCUGGGGCUACGUCGUCGAGGACGAUAAUGGUAAAAUUACCGAUUUCUUCUCGUUUUAUGGCCUUGAUUCAUCCGUCAUCAACCACAACAAGCACAAGUUGCUUCGCGCCGCGUACCACUUCUACUACGCCACCGAAACCGGCCUUACGGAGAAGCCGGAUAAGUCGGCACUGAAGAAGCGACUCAAUGACUUGAUGCACGAGGCCCUGGUCUUUGGCAAGAAGCUCAAGUUUGACGUGUACAAUGCCCUCACGCUCAUGGAGAACUCCCUCGUUCUCAACGACCACCAUUUCGGUGGCGGUGACGGAAACCUGCACUACUACCUCUUCAACUAUAAGACGGCACCGAUCAGCGGUGGAGUUACCAAGGCUAACCGCCCUGACGAGGACAAGCUUAGCGGCAUCGGCGUUGUCAUGCUCUAG